AUGUACACGCAUGGCCCAGGUAUUGCGCUAGCACAGCUUGCGCCCCCGAAUCACAAGUACAAAGUCCCGUAAGUCUCGAGCGCCACUGCAGCAGAGCAGCAGCUAUGGCACUGGCGAUCGAAUCUAGUUGAUCUGCUUCCAGCGCCUUGGAUAGCGCACAUUCGUCGCGCGGAUUCAAUGGAGUCCGCCGUGAUGCGCGGUCCGAGUGCUAAUUAUGCACAGCACUGACUCUGCCGUCAUCGCUCCGCUACUCAGACGCUUGCCAUUGAUUCCGAACGCAUCCAAGCGCGAGCUCGCAUGGGGGAUCUUUUGGAUGAUCCUCGUCACCGGGGUCUGCGCCCUGUUGCUCGAACUCAGAGCAGCGCGACGCAGGAUGAGAAAAGGGAAGGGAGUAUCGCGUGCGUCACACACGAUGCAGCGCCAGCCAAAUGAGGGGAUGAUCACGCUCUCGGGCUGGAUGUCAUCCACGUCGGCCUGGAUCGAAGGCCCCAGAGCGUUGA
Messenger RNA from Ceraceosorus bombacis, 500 nucleotides. NCBI's taxonomy places the organism in Eukaryota, Fungi, Basidiomycota, Exobasidiomycetes, Ceraceosorales, Ceraceosoraceae. The record is from the annotation of a GenBank genome assembly.